Molecule: messenger RNA, 869 nt
Organism: Rhinichthys klamathensis goyatoka
Lineage: Eukaryota; Metazoa; Chordata; Actinopteri; Cypriniformes; Leuciscidae
Product: glutathione S-transferase 3-like
Exons: 6
Coding region: 83-754 (223 amino acids)
Biological process (GO): glutathione metabolic process
Molecular function (GO): glutathione transferase activity
Source: RefSeq, a predicted model, not a curated record
CCAGCACAGUGCACUGCACACACACACACACACACACCGCAGAAAAACGUUUUGGACUGAAGUGACGCUUUAUUUUGUGAAAAUGUCUGAGAAAGUUGUGUUGCAUUACUUCGAUGGAAGAGGGAAAAUGGAGUCGAUCCGAUGGCUUUUGGCCGCGGCUGGAGUCGAGUUUGAGGAGGUGUUUUUGACCAAGAGGGAGCAUUAUGAAAAACUGGUGAAUGAGGGAGCCCUGAUGUUUCAGCAGGUUCCUCUGGUUGAGAUAGAUGGGAUGCAGCUUGUGCAGUCGAGGGCUAUCCUGAAUUACAUCGCUGGAAAAUACAACCUCUACGGAAAAGACCUUAAAGAACGGGCUUUGAUUGACAUGUAUGCAGAGGGCCUUAGUGAUCUAAUGGAUCUUUUAAUGAUGUCUCCUUUUACACCUCCUGAAAACAAGCAGAAAAGUCUCAGUAAUAUAGAGCAAAAGGCAAAAGAGCGCUUCCUCCCUGUGUUUGAAAAGGGUCUUGCAAACUCUCAUUUCCUGGUGGGAAACCAGUUGAGCCGCGCUGAUGUCCAUCUUCUGGAAGCCUCUCUGAUGCUGCAGGAGUUAUUCCCUACAAUACUGUCAACCUUUCCCAAAGUCCAGGCGUUCCAGGGGAAAAUGAAGGCCUUACCAAGAAUCAGCAAAUUCCUGCAGCCGGGCAGUGCGAGAAAGCCUCCGCCUGACGAGGUGUACGUGAACACCGUGAAGGAGGUGUUGAGCCACGGCUUUAAGUAGAAGUGAACUAACUUACAAGCUUCUUUAUUAAAACUGACACGCGAACAUGGACAGAUUUAUUUGGAAUGUACAAGAUACAGUUAUAAUAAUGUGAAAUGAACAUCGCAGCUGUUCA